This is a messenger RNA of Habropoda laboriosa, 775 nucleotides long. Its product is annotated as globin-like. Lineage: Eukaryota; Metazoa; Arthropoda; Insecta; Hymenoptera; Apidae. The record is from RefSeq and is a predicted model, not a curated record. The transcript is spliced from 3 exons. Gene Ontology annotation, biological process: oxygen transport. Gene Ontology annotation, cellular component: hemoglobin complex; extracellular region. The coding region runs from base 236 to 775 and encodes 179 amino acids. Gene Ontology annotation, molecular function: heme binding; oxygen binding.
AAUCAAAGUAAGCUGUCAUUUGCCUAAUCAGAGAUAAAAAGGGCGACAAGUGAUUUAAACAAUAAUCUUUGAAUGCAUAGAUACACCACGGCAAUCGAAGAAAUUGUGCAUUAAACUAACGAGAAAACAAAGUGUUCACAGUUGAUCCGCGAUAAAUUACAAUCAACGUCGAUUAAUGAAGAAAGACAGCACAUAGAUUGAAUUGAUCUCAAAGAAGGCACGAGGGAAUAGCCAAAUGGGUUCUGUGCUAACCUAUUUCCUCGGUUAUCCGGAGGACAAUAUCGUUGAUUUGAAAGUUGGCCUAACUGGAAGAGAAAAGAGACUUGUAAGAGAAAGUUGGAGUGUACUGCGUGUACAAUCGGUAAACACUGGCGUUGCAAUUAUGACAAGUUACUUUCAACAAUAUCCACAAUAUCAGAAAGUGUUUCCUGCGUUUAAAGACGUCCCGCUAGACGAGUUAGCAGCCAGUAAGAAAUUUCAAGCCCACUGUCAAAAUAUCGUAAGCACUCUGAGCAAUGCCAUAGACGCUCUGAACGACGUUGAUUUGAUGGAAGCGAUUUUGCAUACAGCUGGCGAAAGACACGGCAGAAGAGGUCAAGGUAGACAAGAAUUUAUUGAUUUGAAGGGAGUGAUAAUAGAAGUGAUGAAGGGCGCCUUAAAAUCUAGAUUCUCGACUGAAGUGGAAGCUGCUUGGAACAAAACGAUCGACGUUCUAUAUUUGAAAAUCUUCGAAGGAAUUGAAAGCUCUGUUUCUAUAGAUCACGAACACAAAUAA